Pipistrellus kuhlii (Kuhl's pipistrelle) is the source of this 4962-nucleotide messenger RNA. RefSeq names its product MIER family member 3 (gene MIER3). Gene Ontology annotation, cellular component: nucleoplasm. The coding region runs from base 84 to 1799 and encodes 571 amino acids. Gene Ontology annotation, biological process: negative regulation of transcription by RNA polymerase II. The record is from RefSeq and is a predicted model, not a curated record. Lineage: Eukaryota; Metazoa; Chordata; Mammalia; Chiroptera; Vespertilionidae. The transcript has 14 exons. Gene Ontology annotation, molecular function: transcription corepressor activity; histone deacetylase binding.
CCUCGGGCGGGGCGCGGGCGCCCAUAGGCCAGGGCGCCAUCCGGGGCCUGCUCGGCGCCGCUCGUCGCCCUGAAGGCAGCAACAUGGCGGAGGCUUCCUUCGGGAGUUCCAGCCCAGUUGGGUCUUUGUCUUCGGAGGAUCAUGAUUUUGACCCUACGGCUGAGAUGCUGGUCCAUGACUACGAUGAUGAAAGGACUCUGGAAGAAGAGGAGAUGAUGGACGGGGGUAAAAACUUCAGCUCUGAAAUCGAAGACUUGGAAAAGGAAGGAAACAUGCCUCUGGAAGACCUGCUGGCCUUCUACGGCUACGAGCCCACGCUGCCCGCCGUGGUGGAGCCCAGUGCCAACAGCUCCCCGAGCGAACUUGCCGAUGAGCUGCCGGACAUGACGCUGGACAAGAUCCCGGGGAAGCGUCCCUCGCCUUUCCGAGCUCAGGCAGGGAGAGGAAUCCACAUCUUGGAACCUCUUCCUGAGGAGAUAGCCAAGGACCUGCUGUCCGGGGACGAUGAGGAGACGCAGUCCUCCGCCGACGACCUGACGCCAUCCGUGACGUCCCACGAGGCCCCCGACUUCUUCCCGCGGCCGCUGCGCUCAAAUACUACUUGUGACGGAGAUAAAGAGUCAGAGACUGAAGAUGUUGAAGCAGACAAUGGUAACUCACCUGAAGAUCUGAGGAAGGAAAUAAUGAUUGGUUUACAGUAUCAGGCUGAGAUCCCCCCUUACCUUGGAGAGUAUGAUGAUAAUGAGGAAGAGUCUGAGGACGGAGACCAGCUCCUCUGGCGUCCGGGCGUGGUUGCAGAGAGCCAGGUGGAGGAGUACCUGGUGGAGGCCGCACUCCGAACCGGGAACGAGAAGAUGGUGGACAGGGCUUCUGCCGGCGCGCUUGUCAGGGACAGUGAGCAGGCCUUGUACCAACUGCUCCGGUGUGACCACAACGUGCAGGAGGCCGUCGAGAGGCAUUGCCGCAGCGGAAAGGCCUCUCAGGAAGGAAUGGCUGUGUGGACAGAAGAGGAGUGCCGAAGCUUUGAACAUGCACUCAUGCUGUUUGGAAAAGACUUUUAUCUGAUACAGAAGAACAAGGUGAGAACCAGAACGGUGGCCGAGUGCGUGGCGUUCUACUACAUGUGGAAGAAGUCGGAGCGCUACGACUACUUCGCCCAGCAGACGAGGUUUGGGAAGAAGCGCUACAACCACCACCCUGGAGUGACGGACUACAUGGACCGCCUGGUGGAUGAGACGGAGGCGCUGGGCGGGACCGUCAGUUCUCCCGUCUUAACCGCCAGCCGCCCAGAGCCUGUUUCUGACCCGCAGCUGAACAUCCUCAACUCCUUCUCCGCAGGCGACCUGACAGCUCUGACCGGCAGCGCAGCGACCCCCGGGUCCGUGAGCUGCCUGGACGAGGGCUUCCCCCCGCUGGGCAGCCUGCCCCGCGGCCCGGUGACGCCCGUGCCCGUGGCGACGGAGGAGCUGCUCACCCUGCCCAGCCACGGGGAGAGCGACUGCUUUAACUUGUUUGAGACGGGCUUUUACCACUCGGAGCUCAACCCCAUGGCCCUGUGCAGUGAGGAGCCAGAGAGACCAGCCAAGAGGUUGAAGAUGGGCCUGGCGGUCCCGGAGCCCUUCCUGAGCGAGGUUUCUGUGAGCAGCCUAGGCGUGGACUUCGAGAGCCACACACACCACAUCGCCAGCGCCAAGAUGGCCGUGUCCGUGGCGGACUUUGGCAGCCUGUCUGCCGGCGAGGCCAACGGCUUCCUCAGUGCCCAUGCCCUGCACCCGCCCGCCGCCCUCCACUCCGAGUGAUGGCGGCCUCAGCCCAGUGCGCAGACACGUUGGGCUGCUUAGUCUUUCACUGGAAGCUCGGACGUGUUCACUAUGACAUCAGUGAUGUCAGCAUGUACAGACUCUAUCUUGAUUUAUCAAGAAUAUUUUCAUUUCUCAAUCCAUAAAUGUGGAAAACCGUGAACAGCAGAGCUGGGAGCGAAGGUGGGACUCUGCAGCUUUAAGCUCUGCUCUCCCCCCUCACCUCCCAGGCCCACCACGCCCCCUUCCAGUCUCUUGCUCCCACGUUUAAGGCCUGUAGACAGGCCACCAGCUCAAAACCAGCACAUGUUCGGGACGGAAGGAGUGGUGUCUUCGCGUGUAAGGUCCUUUUGCCGUAACGGAUGCAUCAGAAUAAGUGUUUACAGGUGCCGACCCUCAUCCCUGCAAAAUGUAGCAUUUUUUGGUUUUCUUAAUUAAGCAAAAGCAGGGGUAGGUUUCUUUAAACUGCACAGACAUGCAAGGGUUUUUUAAGUGGAAACUUCUCUCACGUUCCUCAGCUAGAGCACUUCCGUUUACAGACAGCACGUCCACCUCGGAGCUGGCGAGGGCUGCGCGCAGACGGUGCUCGGAUGUUACUGUCGGAAGAUUUAUGAACUUCAUUUGUUGGCUACAGAUGGGGCAUUUGAAGAUGUGGUACCUAGAUAGGGCUUGUCCAUCCUUGUCAAGGUUGUGAUUAGAAAGCCACACCGCCAUCGACGUGGAGUCUGGGGCGGUGGCUGGUGGGCAGGCUCCUGUUCACGCGACUGGCGCGGGCAGCGCUGCCGUACGGUGUGAGUGCCGAGGAACGACGUUGAGGUUCCACAGGCGGCGGGAGAACCUCAAGUAGAUUCACAUGUUUUGUUUGACUUGAGUUACUGUCUGAAAUAGAACGGUACUUGACCACUUCUAGGCUUAAGCAGGUUUAGGUGCUUGGAUGCGCUCAGCUGUUUCCCGUUCAUCCGGACAUCCCUGAACGGAGGCGAGCUGUGGUCCUGCACCGUGGCCGCCGUGCGCCGUGGCCUGCAUUGAGGUGACCACACGCAGUACAGUGUUCGGACGCGCCAAGUUUUGCUUUUAUACGGUAGUUCAGUUAAGACAGACUUGUACCUUUUUAUUUGCACCGCCUUUGUUAGGGUUUCCCGUUUCUGCGAGUGACUUGCUUUGCAGGUGGCUGAGAUGUGUGGCCGCAUUGCCGAUCUGUGAUCUACGUCACCUCAAGGUGGUGCUGGCGCGUAGGUAGAUGGUAGUGACCGUAGCCGUGUGGGCAGGGAGGGUAUUUAUUACACAGACUGUGAACUGCAAUGGCAUCCUGGGUUUGGAUGAAGUGUAUUCUUGUUUUUCUUUGCAGCAUUUUAAUGAAGAUUGCUUUGAAGUGUUUACACAGCAUAGCACAUUUACCAUAAAAUGUAGUUUAGCACAGUGGACAGAAGUAGGAAGUUAAUAACUUUAAAACAGUCUCUAAUUUAUACAUCUGCAGCCCAGCGUUCCUGUGCACACCACAGCCAUGGGAAGGCUUCUCUCAGGCCAUCUGAGCUGUCAGUUUGUGUUAGCUUUGGACCUUAGUUCUUGCGGAAAGAAUCAGUACAGCUAUGAUUUGUAAGGUAUUGGCCAUCCUCUUCCAUUGUUCAGACUUUAAUUUUCACGAGGUUUACAGUGGCUGGUGGGUGUGGCGAUUUACACAGAUGGCCGAGCGCUAACACCAGCCACACUGCGCGAGCACGCUCAGGCCCAGGCCGAGUUCUGGUCGUGCAGCUACGCGUUGCUGGGGCUCCAUCAGGACGGAAACGGUGUUUCUCACCACAAGCUUUGAUUAUCAGCAAGUGGAAUGGACAUGUUAUCUGAAUAAAGAUUUUUGACCAAAAUUCAGAAAAUGAUCUGAGAGAAACAUAAACUCCAGCUAGUUUAUAGAUGUUUAGAUGCCAAGCUAGUUCAGCCUCUUAGAGAGUGCUGGCGGGCUGGCGAUGUUUACUUUUAAUUCCUUGUGAAAAUGAGGCAAUAAUCUGCAAGGUUCCUGUAUAUAUGUGUAAAUUCUUCCUGUCUUUUUAGAUCUGAUUCCGUAUUUUUUUGACUGCGUCUGCCAUGUAUAAUAGCAUUUUUGUGCAUGCUUGAUGUGACAUACAUGAUACCACUUUGUCCAUGUAAAAUAGCUAUUUAUUGAAUUUUCUUUUAAAAGCUGGAUUGACUGUUUCCCCCCUCUCCAUUGAAGCAUCUUACACAGAAUUUGUUACUGUUUAUUAGAAGAAUUGCGUUUGAGAGCGUUAAGAUAACGAUUUGCAAUCAUAUGAAGAGAUAACAAUGCCUUUAUUAUCAAGUGUUAAGCACAAUUCUUAUAACAAACUGUGAUAAAUUCUUUCCCCCUCCUCACCCCCCCUUGGCUGCAUUAUUUUCAUACGAACAAACCAAAAAUCCAUGGUGAGCGAUUGCAGUGGGCUGAUGUGUCUUUCUGUGGAGACUUGGGGAUAGCGGUGGGUGCGAUGGUGCUGUGACUAGAGCAAUACUUCCUGCAGCCGCGCUCGGUGCCGGCUCUCCUCGGUCAGCUGCUGACUUUACUUGAAGGAUGUAGAAUAAUUUUUAAACGAUACUAAAGUGUGUACAAUUAGGUCAAAGCAUUGUGCAAUUGUUUCCUAUUAAUUUGUACGACUGAGGGCCCUGAGUGUUUGAGGACGUCGGCUCUCACAGAGCAGAGUGAUUUUAACUAUUGAAUUUAACCAAAGUCUCCAGUGACUCAACUCUGAAUGUAAACUAAUGGAGGAACCCCGGCCACCACGGAGAUUGUUUGCCCAGUUUCAAAGCACAUUGUCUACAAAUGGAAACUGAAAUAAUUUAUAAGAAUAUUGACAUUACUAUGUUUUUUAAAAAGUUCUUAAUUUUUCACUAAAAGGAGGAAGCUAUUAGUUUUAUUAUUAAAUACGGUAGAUAUUAAAAUUCCUCUUAGAAAACCAGUGAUCCAAUGGUCCCAGUUUGAGCUAAGUACCCUUGAGUAUGAAAUGAAUUAGUGACAAUCAGAACAAGUCUUAGUAACAGAUAUUCAAGAGGAAGUUGCUAUUGUUGCAUUGAUUUUAAUAUUUGUACAUAAACACUGAUUUUUUUGAGCAUUAUUUUGUAUCUGUUGUACUUUAAUACCUGUACAGUUCCAGAAAUAAAAAUCUGGGAAUCUUUUUUU